Diplodia corticola is the source of this 1632-nucleotide messenger RNA. RefSeq lists its product as uncharacterized. The transcript has a single exon. The record is from RefSeq and is a predicted model, not a curated record. Gene Ontology annotation, biological process: ubiquitin-dependent protein catabolic process. The coding region runs from base 1 to 1632 and encodes 543 amino acids. NCBI's taxonomy places the organism in Eukaryota, Fungi, Ascomycota, Dothideomycetes, Botryosphaeriales, Botryosphaeriaceae. Gene Ontology annotation, molecular function: ubiquitin protein ligase activity.
AUGCAUUCAGCCUCUGCCGUACAUAAACCCCUCUCCUCACUCCUCAAGCCCUCUACACUUCGCUCUGAGGCUCUCCCAAGACCGACAACCUACGAGCUCCAGACCGAAAUGUCUUCUUCACCCAACAGACCCAACGCUGACCCCCCACCGGGGGACGACACCGUCGACGCCGGCCCCCCCACAGCCGAACCCCCUCCCACCCGCGAAGACACCUCACCCACGCUGUCCUCUUCACCUUCCCCUACCCUCAUCCCCGUUCCGUCCACCUCCAUCCCCCUUCCGCCUACCCCGCCGCCCCGCUACCGCACCACCCUAAUCCGCAACGCCCUGACCCACGCCCUCCCCCCGCUCCCCGACCCCUCCGACGCCGACACCGCCGCCGACAACAACGAGGACAACAGCAACCUCCCCCACUGCCCCAUCUGCCUGAACCCAUACAGCGACGACACAGCCGCGCUGCCAUGUAAGCACGUCUUCGACCGCGCGUGCAUCAAGGAAUGGCUGCAGGAGAACAACUCGUGUCCGAUGUGCCGGGCGGCGGCUUGGGAGGAGGAGGAGGAGCCGGCGUCGACGGCGGGCUCGCGGCGGGGGAAUUGGACCCUGCGGGAUAGGAGGAUUUUGCAGGAUAUGGUUUUGGCGCUGCGGCAGAUGCAGGAGAGGGAGCGGCAGCGCGGGCGUCGCGGUCGUGGGACCGUCCACACGGCGCUUCUGAGGGCGAGGAGGGAGGGUGAGGAUGAUGAUGAUGGGGCCGCAGGUGGUGCGGGUGUUGUUGUUGGUGGGCAGGCUGAUCAGCCGGACGAUGGUGGCGUAGGUGAUGGUGAUGAUGGUGAACAGGCUAAUCAGCAGGAUGAUGGUCAGAUGCCACAGCAGGACGACGACAGCGACGACGAUUACGGCGACGACGAGCACGGCGACGAUCAGCCGCCGCCGCCUCCGCCGCAACAGCAAUACGACGACCCCUCCCGCCCCAUGGCACCCACCGUCCCCGGCGGCCCCCAUGACACCGUCAUCGUGCCCGGCAUGUUCAUCCCCGCUGGCGGCUGGCGCAUGCCGCACUGGCGCUGCCACAUGUGGCGGUCUCCGCAUAACGCCCUCAGCACCGUUCAGGUGAUUGCGCACCGCGCCCGUUUCGGGCCCGGGCCGAGCGACGAGGAGCGCGCGCGCGCGGAGAGGCUGAGGGCGCGGGACAACUGGUUGGCUACGCAGGGCCGGGCCGAGCUGCUGCUCGUGGACAUCGAGCGCAUGGCUUUGGCGAUGGGUUGCGUCGAUGAUAUCAGGAUCCGGUCGAGGCGCAUUUGCGAUGUGGUUGCAGUCAUGCUGGGCCAUGCGGCGCAGUUCCGGGGCCGUGAGGCUGUGCCCGCUGCGCUGUUUAUGCUGCUGGUUACCGCCGCGUGGACCGAGCUGAGGAGACAGGCGAGGGUGCGGAGGGAGACGGGACUCAGGGCGAGUGUGAGGAACCUGUUCCGCCGCGCGAGGUCGGUGCGGGAGAUGGAUGAUGUGGAUGAGCGCGAGUUCGAGGACGACGGCGAAUCGAUGCCGGAGGGUAUGGAUGUGGCUGCGGAUCUGGCAAGGCGGAUGGUCAAUUCGCUGCUGCUGGUGCGUGAGGCUGUCGCCGUUGGACACGAGGUGUAA